AUGCAGUACGGAGAAUGCCCUGGUGGAGACAAGAUAACGAAAGAAAUUUUAACUUUCUUCGCGAAAAAUAGUUAUGAAAACAAGAUAAUCAUAUCGACAUUAGAACAGUUGAACUUAUAUAGUCACAACUCAUCGAAUUUCACUUACGAAAAUUUCUUCAUCGCUGUGGUGGCGAAUCAUGAAGAUGAGGAUGAGAGUAACAGAAGUAUAAAUAUAGAGGACGAUGAGGAAGAUGAUCACACCGUCACAAUUAACGGCCAUUCAUACAACCUCACCCAGUUGGAUGAUUGUAAUGCUCAGCACUUCCAAGUGUAUAUUAAUGGAGUCUACAUCACAUAUUUCGAAGUGAAAGAUGAUGUCAGUUCGGACGAUGAGCUUAAAGACUUCAACUGCAUUUUGAAAAUUAAGCGUGAAGAUGAUUUGAAGAAAACGGUAACUAAAUUACUCGAAAAAGCUUUGAGGAGACAGUAG
This is a messenger RNA of Helobdella robusta, 471 nucleotides long. RefSeq lists its product as hypothetical. The record is from RefSeq and is a predicted model, not a curated record. The transcript is spliced from 4 exons. Bases 1 to 471 code for a protein of 156 amino acids. NCBI's taxonomy places the organism in Eukaryota, Metazoa, Annelida, Clitellata, Rhynchobdellida, Glossiphoniidae.